Trachymyrmex septentrionalis is the source of this 566-nucleotide messenger RNA. Its product is annotated as single-pass membrane and coiled-coil domain-containing protein 4 homolog. The record is from RefSeq and is a predicted model, not a curated record. Bases 190 to 369 code for a protein of 59 amino acids. The transcript has 2 exons. Lineage: Eukaryota; Metazoa; Arthropoda; Insecta; Hymenoptera; Formicidae.
GGAACGCACUUGGCACAAUCACCUGUACAUAUCUGCGGCAGUGACAGCAGAACCGGUGCAUUUCUCAACAUUUUGCUACGUGUCAUGUACGCAAAUCUGAUUUGCACCAGGAACUGACAAGCGUGGAUUUAUCUCCCCGUGUUCCUUUCUCACGUCCAGUCGCCUCGUGCGUUUUCAAAGCUGUAAAAUAUGCGGCAAUUAAAGGGGAAAACGAAAGAGACGAAUAAACAGAAGAAAGAACGGAAAAAGGAGUUCCUUGAGAACAAGCAGAGAGUGUUCACGGUUGUGUUGCCUACCAUAGCUGCGAUAUUUGUGAUAAUAGCGGCAUAUAUCUACGUUAAAACCCGUCCAAAACUCAUGGAGUACUAAUUAUUAUACCAUUUGUCAUCCAUUCAUUCAGAUGAAAUGACUGUGCUGUAUCUCGACAAUGCAUAGACAAUUCCAUGUUGUAUUCUCAUGAUUCAUAUGAAAGUUUUUCUAAAUGGAGGACAUUCCAUUGUUCUCCCCAGAAACAUUUCAUACCCAAAUCAUAUACUAGAAACAAGAUACCGUUUUUGCAAAUGUCU